This is a messenger RNA of Linum trigynum, 1995 nucleotides long. The record is from the annotation of a GenBank genome assembly. Lineage: Eukaryota; Viridiplantae; Streptophyta; Magnoliopsida; Malpighiales; Linaceae.
GUGGCGGCGAGUUGGGCCAAAUCCAGAAUUGAAGCAAUAAAUCGAGAGGAGAACAGUUUGUGAACAGCAACCUCGACAACUCACCGCCUCUUCGCCAAGUAGAAGCCGCAUCAUCGUCCGUUUUGGCCGAUAGCGGCGCCUUUUCGACACCUCCGCCGUCUCCGUGACAACUCUUCCGCCCCCGACCGUCGCCACGCCCGCCGCUACGGGUCCCACCUUUCUCGGGAUAAAACAAAAAAGCAAAAUUAUCUAAAAGAAAGAAGGAGAAAGAAAAAGAAGCCAAGAAUAUGCUUUACUCUUCUCUGUAAAUAUACUUUUUCCCCUGCUCUUCAAUCCCUUCUUUCUUUUCACUUCCUCUUCCUCUUCCGCUUGCUCCGAUCCUUUUUUCGUUUCGUUGUUCUCGACUACCUUGCACUCUCAUCUCUCCGCUGCCUUCCUCCACCGACCGCCGUCGCCGGCUUUUCCGGCGCUUCCCAUUUCGCUCUCACGAAUCUUUAUUUUUGUUUCUCCUCUGGUAGUUGAGCGGACAUGGAGCUUUUUCAGGAGCUCUUCCUCACCUUGCUUGUUGCUCUCCUCUCCUCUUUUCUCAUCGCCAAAGUCGUCUCUAGGGCUACCGGCGGGGGUUCUGGUCCCGAUGACGGUUCUUCCAAGGUCGUUUCUCCUGCCAGGAGCCAUGAUCAGGAAGAAUUCGGAGACGUGACGGAAGAAAUUAUCAUGGAGGAGUUGAAUUACGCAGGACGAUUGGAAACUAGGGAGCUCGGGAGCUCGGGAGUGGUCGGUUUUGUUGAGGAAUCGGUGGAGGAAGUUGAGGAAUUCGUAGGAGAACCGGCUCCGGCAAACAAGGAAGCGAGCGGAAAUGAAUGUCGUGAAGUGACCGAGAAAGUGAAUAGUGAGGCGGCUGAGGAAAUCGUUCCCGUGGAGGUGAAUGAGGGAGUUGCCGAAGAGGCGAAAGGAGGUGAGACGGUUGAGAUAGAAUCAUCUCAACCGCCGGAAGCGGCGGCGGAGGAAUCCAGUGAUGAAGUUGCUGGAGGAGGGAAGAAAGUGGAGAUUGAGAUAGACGAUGAUUGGGAAGGGAUCGAGAGGAGCGAUUUGGAGGAAGUGUUUGCUAAGGCAUCCAAAUUCGUGGAAUCUGGAUACGGGGAAGAGAAGCUAGCAAGCAUAGGGAGUGAUGUACAGAUGGAGUUGUAUGGUCUUCACAAGCUUGUUACUGAAGGGCCUUGCCAUGAACAGCCACCAAUGGCGAUCAAGCUCUCUGCUCGUGCCAAAUGGAAUUCGUGGCAAAAGCUGGGGAAUAUGGAUCCAGAAGUGGCGAUGGAGCAAUAUGUCACUCUUCUAUCCGAUAAUAUCCCACGGUGGACUGACGAAAAAUCUGUUGGAGAGGGUACAACAAGCCUGUCAUCUGAGGCUGUAGAGUCGGGUGAUUCCGCUGCAGAUAUUUCCUCACCUGCAUCCCCUCACCCUAACUUUCCAUAUGAACGUGGCUCCGAGCUGAAGCAUGACUCCGAGACGAGUGAGCCGAUGACUGGCGACUUAGACGCAAAGAAUACGGUGAAGGAAUAACGAGUAGCCUUUUUUUUUUUGAACUAUUGGCGCCCCAACCACAAUUUCCAGUUGCUGCAGCAGUGCUGCUUGACCCGCCACCGACACUAAUUUGUCUAUCAGGAAAGGGGGCUUCUUCUUCAAGUUAAGUGCCUCAAUCAGAAAGUAGUACUACCGUUUCUCUGCUGUCUCUAUUAUGCUAUGCAUACAGUCCAUUAUUUCGUGAUCCAUUGUCAUCCCAUCCCUUGUGUGUUGCGUGUCAUUCCAUAAAAGAAGAAAAAGAAGAUAGGAAUGUGGGAAUGUAUUGUCCAUAUCUGGUGCAUGUGUAAAUAAAUAUCGUAUAUGAAGUAAAACUCGACCUCUCUCCGACUGUCUGUCUCUCCCUGUCUGUUUAUGGUGGUUGGGGCUUGGGGGCAUAGACGAUUACUUAUUUACUAAUAAUGGUUCACUAGACAU